Molecule: messenger RNA, 3123 nt
Organism: Sesamum indicum (sesame)
Lineage: Eukaryota; Viridiplantae; Streptophyta; Magnoliopsida; Lamiales; Pedaliaceae
Gene: PTAC2
Product: plastid transcriptionally active 2
Molecular function (GO): protein binding
Source: RefSeq, a predicted model, not a curated record
UAGAAAAUGAAUUAAGAAGUUAUCCAGAAAUAAGAAGGCCCCACGUGUCAUCUUCUUCUCCCCAACUCCAAGGCUUAAACCCUCUCCAAAACUCCAUUUUCACCCACUGACCUUCUCCUCUCUCUCUCUCUCUCAUGUGAAGAAAGGAAUAUAAUGACGAAAUUGGCCUUAUCCUACCACCAUGCUUUCUUCCCUCUCCUCACCCCUACCUCCACCACCCACCCCCACCCCCCCCUCCCCUCCAAAUUCCGCCACCGCCACCACCUCCCAGUUCUCCGCCGGAGGCUGUCUGUGGUCUCCAAGGCGAAAACUAAAGAACUUAUCCUCGGCAACCCCAGCGUCACCGUCGAGAAAGGUAAGUAUAGCUACGACGUCGAAACCCUAAUCAACAAGCUCUCCAGCCUACCCCCACGUGGCAGCAUUGCCCGCUGCCUCGACGCCUUCAAGAACAAGCUCUCCCUCUCCGAUUUCUCCCAUGUGUUCAAGGAAUUCGCGCACCGCGGCGAUUGGCAGCGCUCUCUCCGCCUCUUCAAGUAUAUGCAGCGCCAGAUAUGGUGCAAGCCCAACGAGCAUAUUUAUUCCCUCAUUAUCGGGAUUCUGGGACGUGAAGGACUUUUGGAUAAGUCUGCGGAGAUUUUUGAUGAAAUGGUGGCUCAUUCUGUCCCCAGGACCGUGCUUUCUUACACUGCAAUUAUUAAUGCCUAUGGUCGAAAUGGCCAGUAUGAGGCUGCGAUAGAAUUGCUCGAUAGAAUGAAGAUGGAGAGGAUUUUGCCAAAUAUUUUGACCUAUAAUACCGUUAUUAAUGCUUGUGCACGAGGGGGGUACUCGUGGGAGGGGUUGUUGAGUUUGUUUGGGGAAAUGCGCCAUGAGGGGAUUCAGCCUGAUUUGGUUACUUAUAAUACGUUGCUGAGUGCAUGUUCGAACAGGGGGUUGGGGGACGAGGCGGAGAUGGUUUUCAGGACGAUGAAUGAGAGCGGAGUUUUGCCGGAUAUUACUACUUAUAGUUAUUUGGUGGAGACAUUUGGGAAAUUAGGGAAGUUGGAGAAGGUCUCUGAGUUACUUGCAGAGAUGGAGGCUGGAGGGAAUUUGCCGGAGAUUAUGAGUUACAAUGUUUUGUUGGAGGCUUAUGCCCAUUCAGGGAAGAUAAAGGAGGCUAUGGGGGUUUUCAGGCAAAUGCAGGCUGCGGGGUGCAUUCCUAAUGCAGGGACGUAUAGUAUUUUGUUAAAUUUGUUUGGGAAGAAUGGGAGGUACGAUGAGGUGAGGGAGCUUUUUCUUGAGAUGAAGGUAAGUAACACAGAGCCAGAUGCUGAGACAUAUAAUAUACUUAUUGAAGUGUUUGGCGAAGGAGGCUAUUUUAAGGAGGUGGUGACAUUGUUUCAUGAUAUGGUGGAAGAGAAUGUAGAGCCAAAUAUGGAGACUUAUGAAGGGUUGAUUUAUGCUUGUGGGAAGGGGGGGCUUCAUGAAGAUGCAAGGAGGAUUUUGUUUCAUAUGAAUGAGAAAGGAUUGGUACCAAGUUCGAAAGCAUAUACAGGGGUGAUUGAAGCAUACGGUCAGGCAGCUUUGUACGAGGAGGCUCUUGUUGCUUUUAAUACAAUGACCGAGGUUGGAAGCAUGCCAACUAUUGAGACCUUUAAUUCUUUGAUUCAUACCUUUGCAAAGGGGGGACUUUACAAGGAAAAUGAAGCUAUUUUGUCAAGAAUGGGUGAGUUAGGUGUUCCACGAAAUAGAGAUUCAUUGAAUGGUGUAAUUGAAGGAUAUAGACAGGGAGGCCAAUUUGAAGAGGCUAUAAAGGCCUAUGUUGACAUGGAAAAGGUGCGAUGUGAUCCUGAUGAAUACACUCUUGAGGCAGUCUUGAGCGUGUAUUGCUUUGCAGGCCUUGUUGAUGAGAGUGAAGAGCAGUUUCGGGAAAUUAAGGAGUUGGGUAUACAACCAAGUGUUAUGUGCUACUGUAUGAUGCUGGCAGUAUAUGGAAAAACUGACAGAUGGGACAAGGCCAAUGAAUUGCUAAAUGAGAUGCAUACAAACAGGGUAUCCAAUAUUCACCAGGUCAUUGGACAGAUGAUCAAAGGGGAUUUUGAUGAUGCCAGUAAUUGGCAAAUGGUAGAAUAUGUUUUUGACAAACUGAGUUCCGAGGGUUGUGGUUUUGGAAUCAGGUUCUAUAACACAAUUCUAGAAGCGCUUUGGUGUUUGGGCCAGAAGGAAAGAGCUGCAAGGGUGCUUGAUGAAGCAACUAAGAGGGGACUAUAUCCAGAGCUAUAUCGUAGAAACAAACUCAUAUGGUCUGUGGAUGUACACAGAAUGUGGCCUGGUGGUGCAUGCACUGCAAUAUCAGUCUGGCUGAACAAUAUGCAAGAGCUGUUAAUAAAUGGGGAGGAACUUCCUCAUCUGGCAACAGUUGUUGUGGUAAGAGGGCAGAUGGAAAGGAGCUCAAUAACAAGAGAUUUCCCCAUUGCAAAAGCUGCCUAUUCUUUGCUAAAAGAUGUAUCAUCAUCCUUCUGUUUCCCUGGGUGGAAUAAGGGACGAAUAACCUGUCAAAAGUCUCAGCUUAAGCGUGUUUUUUCUAAGACUGAAGACUCAGAAAUUGACAACAUAGUUAGUUUAUCUAAUUCUCCUUUUCCUCUUGUGGGAACAAGGACGUCCUCGAGCAACCUAAAUCAACAUAGCAGUUCUGAUGCGAACGAGAUAAGCUUUAGGACGAAUCCAAAACUUAUGACGAGCGGAGUAUGAAUGUUAAUUAGAAUGUAAGCUCUGCUGUUGGGUUGAUUCUUCCCCUGGAUCUUUUCAUCGUCCCUUUGAUCCAAUAAAUUGGGCUAGAGUGGCUGUUCAUCCAACGAUACCCAUUUGUGGAGGUUGAGCUCAAUAAUGGGUGCAGUGCUGCCCAACACAUCUAAGGCAGAAUUUAUGGUGCUGAAGCUUUUCAAUCUUAAGGCUGAUUUCCUAUAAUCUGGGUCCACUUGUGUUGUCUAGCUUAGUGGCAGGAAACCUUAAAUACAUGGAAAUCUUGUGGUCCAUCAGCGCCACAUGGAAACGCACAUGUCACUGUAUAUUUGAACCAAUGUUUCGUCAACUAGACCGACAUAAUGAAAUGAAAGAUAAGGAAUGGAUACGGUGGUUGUUUCUUUC